ACAACUCUCUUUCUCUCUCUCUAACCUUUAUUAUUUUUCUCCGUCUUUUAGAAAGAAAAAAAAUGUCUGCAGAAGUUGAGUACCGGUGCUUCGUCGGGGGCCUAGCAUGGGCCACCGGAGAUGCUGAGCUAGAGAGGACGUUCUCACAGUUCGGCGAAGUUAUCGAUUCAAAGAUCAUUAACGAUCGUGAGACUGGGAGAUCAAGGGGAUUCGGAUUCGUGACCUUCAAGGAUGAGAAAUCCAUGAGGGAUGCUAUCGAUGAGAUGAACGGGAAGGAGCUCGACGGUCGUACCAUCACCGUCAACGAGGCUCAGUCCAGAGGAAGCGGCGGUGGAGGAGGCCGUGGCCGUGGAGGUGGUGGAUACGGUGGAGGCGGCGGUGGAUACGGUGAUAGACGUGGAGGCGGCGGUUACGGAUCUGGAGGUGGCGGCCGUGGAGGUGGCGGUUACGGAUCUGGAGGUGGAGGAUACGGUGGUGGUGGUGGCAGACGUGAUGGAGGUGGUUACGGAGGUGGUGAUGGUGGCUACGGAGGAGGAAGUGGAGGCGGUGGAUGGUAAUCGAAGAUGAAGUGGUUGUUUUGCUGCUCUGUUUUCGGUUUAGAUUUGAUUCCGUAUGAAUGUUUCUCCGGUUUGGUUUGGUUUACUUUUUUGUUGUAACGGAUCGUUAAAGUCUUGCUUGCCUUAGACGAAAUGUUAAAUCGCAUCUUGUUCUCUAAAUUAUAAGCUUCUCUUGAUUUCUUUUUU
Brassica oleracea var. oleracea is the source of this 743-nucleotide messenger RNA. Its product is annotated as glycine-rich RNA-binding protein 10. The record is from RefSeq and is a predicted model, not a curated record. NCBI's taxonomy places the organism in Eukaryota, Viridiplantae, Streptophyta, Magnoliopsida, Brassicales, Brassicaceae. The transcript is spliced from 2 exons. Gene Ontology annotation, molecular function: mRNA binding. The coding region runs from base 63 to 557 and encodes 164 amino acids.